Messenger RNA from Suillus plorans, 735 nucleotides. RefSeq lists its product as uncharacterized. The transcript has 5 exons. Bases 1 to 735 code for a protein of 244 amino acids. NCBI's taxonomy places the organism in Eukaryota, Fungi, Basidiomycota, Agaricomycetes, Boletales, Suillaceae. The record is from RefSeq and is a predicted model, not a curated record.
AUGACGCCCUACAUGGCCGAACCCGAGGAGUUUGUGACUGUGCAUGAGGGCAGUUUAGAGUUUGAGGAGGCCGUGAACGCUAUGGCAGAAGAGUGCUUUUUAUACUCUUAUCAAGGAAUAUUCUAUAAUAUGCCUUCACAGCGCGAUCUAGAACCCCCUUUUUAUUGUGUUACUCAGGGCCGCUACAUCGGAGUUUUUCCAUCACACAUCUGGGAUGGCGUGAAAUUUGAACUCCGGACACCAGGCAAUCGUGUUGCUACGUACUUUACUGUUCGGUCACUUGUCCUGGGAGAACAGAAAGUUCAUCGUGCCAUCCGACGUAGGCUUGCAGCAAGCAGCGACUCGAACCGUAAAUAUCCUACUUGUGCUGUCGGCUCUUCUGAGGCAGGGACAUCUUCAAUCCAGACAAUAUACUGUGAAGUAACGUCCAGAGUACCAAAGAAACGGAAAAAGAAACCCAAGCUCAAUGUUUACCACUCAGUCCCAGUCCCUUCUCGCCAGCAUACUGAAUACCAAGCUCAUCAAGACGGGUCCAUCACCUAUACACUGAAGCGUCUCAAACCUCCCAAGAAUGCUCAAGCAACUAUCGAUAAUCGAACUCGCGCGACAAUGACUCUGCAUGAUGCGGCACCAUUGUCAAUCCCUGAGCCAUUCGAUGACCUCCCGCUGUCAUGCAUGAUAUAUAUAGAGAGUGAUAAGGAAGAUAUGAGAGACUGUCUAGCCCUCUGUCACUGA